Molecule: messenger RNA, 797 nt
Organism: Musca domestica (house fly)
Lineage: Eukaryota; Metazoa; Arthropoda; Insecta; Diptera; Muscidae
Exons: 3
Coding region: 59-628 (189 amino acids)
Source: RefSeq, a predicted model, not a curated record
GAUACUAUUUCCACUAACUGGAAUUUAAAAGCGGGGGAUAGUCAUACAAAAACAAAAAAUGAAUUGUAUAAAUGAAAAUAUUAAAAAAAUACUCACUAUUGUUGAACCUGAUGCAUAUUUGGCGGAUCUGUAUAAGAUUUGCUUGAGGAAAGUGCAAACUGGCUCAUUGGUAGUAAUAUUAACAUGCCAAAAAUUCGAUAUUUCUCGUCUGUCGCCAAUAAAGGAAAUGCGAAUAUCGAAAGAACAAAUGAAGAGUUUAAUAGUAAUAUAUUAUAAAUCCAUUGAUGAAAUAACACAAAAGUUAUUAGAUUUACACGAAUGGUCGCUGUUACCCGCCUUAGUUGUGGUCGACUUAGCUGGUGCCUUAGCAUCCACAAUGCAUUUAAAAACCAUUUCCCUUUGUGCAGCUUCAUUUUGGGAUUACUUGCAUUCGAUUGUAAUACAAAGAGAAAACAGAUGCAAAAAUAUUACAUUCACCUUACCUGUAUAUGGCAUUUUUAUAGUGAGAAAAGAAAAGGAAUAUUUCAAUGAAUUGCAUUUGGAAAUGUUAAGAAGUCUAUAUUUUUAUCGAGAUGUUGUGGUGGAGAGUAUUUUAGAUAUUGAAGAUUUUCUAGGGAGUGAAAUUUAGAUUGAAUGUAUAGGGAUUCGAAUGUACAUUUCGAAUAAGCAACACAAACUACAUGAAGUAAUAUUAAGUUUAAGUUAAUAAUUAUUAUUUAUUUUUUAAUAUUAGUAUUGAUGUAAUUCUAGAUUCUUUCUAUUGUAGUGUUAAACAUAUACUGAUUCCUUGCAGCUUA